Messenger RNA from Hypomesus transpacificus, 2498 nucleotides. It is a transcript of the gene msantd1, whose product is annotated as Myb/SANT-like DNA-binding domain containing 1. Gene Ontology annotation, biological process: positive regulation of DNA-templated transcription. The coding region runs from base 1284 to 2120 and encodes 278 amino acids. The transcript is spliced from 3 exons. NCBI's taxonomy places the organism in Eukaryota, Metazoa, Chordata, Actinopteri, Osmeriformes, Osmeridae. Gene Ontology annotation, cellular component: nuclear body. The record is from RefSeq and is a predicted model, not a curated record.
UGUCAUAAUAUUGCGUCUGAUGAGUUUUGAAAAAUCUGAACCAAGGUUGUUUUUUCUGUGCACGUGGAAAUCAACCUGCCAGGCAGACAUAAGAAACUAUUAAACCAACAUUCAUCUGUCAAUUCCUUUUACAUUCACAAUGGAGAAAGGGGAAUAAUUGACAGAUACGAUGGAUUAGUAGGACCUAUAGUGGCAUAGCAGGAUCCACCUUCUGUCAGUUUACAGAAAGCAGAUGGUUUAGAGGACUUAAAUGAGGGCGAAACUGAGUUAAGACAACGACAGCAACUGGACUGCACUAAUAAAGAUGGAGUAAAGUUAAGUAAAAGACGAGCCUAGCAUUUUAAUCUGAUGACUUAAAUGUGGGCUCACGGUGGAGAAUACUUACUGAAAGGGGCAUUGUUUUGGCUCGUGUGCUUGUGAAAGAGAAGCCAAUUGCGUGGUUGUUAUUUACGUCUGUGUCAAUUCAUUGUGUUGUUGAAGCAGAUAAGAAGUAUGUCCCUUUGUAAGAUUCCUCUGAUUGGUCAAGUUAAAUGGCUUUCCAGUAUGAUAAAGGAGUGUAGUUUGGUUGUUUGGAGUGGGUGUUGUGUUACACCCCUCCUCACAACCGCCAGCUCCGCAAGCUACAUAUCAUAAUGGGGGAAGGGAGGGUUGUUCAAGUGUUGGCUUGCAAACAUGAACAGUGACUCCCAGUUAAUCUUUAACAGGAAACUCAAAUAGGUUUAUUGUAUCACUUUUGAAAACCAUAAUGCAGACUCAUCUGUCUGUUAUUAAAAGCUUUUAAAAAACGUUGUCUUGACUGAAUGGCAAAUUGAAGGUCUUGUUGCCAAGGAAACAAAAAUAUGAUUCCUUCUUUCGCGCUGGCUCCCCUCCCCCGGGGGCUCAAAUGUAUUUCCUGUGUUAUCUGUCUCACCCGGAGCCUUUCAGCUAAAAGCUUUUUGUAAUGAUAAUGGCAAUAAGUGAGAGGCAGGCAAAGAGGGAGUGGUUUGAAGAGGGGGAGGUACAAGCAUGGUUGUCAGGGCAACGUGACAUCACACUCGCAAGUCUCCAUUUUAAAAGCUUUUAACAUGAUCCCUCCCAUGCCCUUGGCCCCAUUUUGAGUCCUCUUUCAGCUAAGCUCAGGAAAACGGCAGAGGCAGUGUGGUGUGGUGAGUGGAAUUUUACACCCACAUUCUAUAGACUUUCUAGAAAAACCUUAUGGUAUAUAGGGACGACAAGUGAGCAAUUAAAGGCUCUAUAUUUUUGUUGACAACAACAAACACUCAGGAGGAGAGAGUGCUUUCAAAAUGGCUGCAGAAGACUAUAGCUAUCUACUGCAGGCCAACAGUGAAAAACACAGAAGGGCCCGAAACUGGACUGAUGCAGAGAUGAAGACCCUUUUGUCCCUGUGGGAAAAAAACUUUUUUGAAUUGAGAAAGAGUAAGCGGAAUGCCAAGAUCUAUGAAAAGAUGUCUCAGAGGUUUUUCAGCUUGACUGGAGAACAUCGCCCCAAGGAGGAGAUAAAGAUGAAAAUCACAAACAUGUCAUUCCAAUACAGGAGACAGAAAUGCAUGACGGCAAAAGGUAUGACGAUAGAAUGGCCGUACUACAAAGCCAUAGAGAAGAUAUUCACCAAGAUAACUGAGAAUGGACAAACCAACGAGUUAGAACGACAGUCCCCCGGUCCGUCCACGUCCUCGCAGCCAGAGAACUUACUGUCUCAGCCAGAGACCAUAUGUCUGGGCUUCUUGCCUGAGUACACAGGCACAUCUGACGAAAAGGAGAUGAAAGAAGAAGAGGACGAGUUCUCAGUCUCCUCAGCCAGUGUUAACUCUCCAGAACUCUCCAGUGUCCAUGUGCCACAUUUAAAGAGGAGGAGACUUGAGACCAAGCAGCAGUCUCUGAAGAGAAGGAAGCUGAGGGUGAUGGAGGCCAUGUUGGUAGAGCAGAAGAAAGUGAGCCGGGCGGUGGAGGAAACUUGUAGAGAGGUCCGCAGGGUCAUGCAUCAGCAGAACCUCCACCAGGUCCAGAGCUUGCAACUCCAGGACCGCAUGAUGAACCUGCUGGAGAAGAUGAUCCAGCUACCCACCGUCCCACCCAAAGCCUGGGCCCAGGGUGGGGCCAAAGAAACGGGACAGAGUUGAAGGGUCAGGGUUCACAGUCAUGAGUUGUUUGAGAUCUAGAAGAAAUGGUUCCUCUCUGGCAUUGUCGAAUAUGAUGAUAGCAAGUUUACCUUUAAUGACCUUUUUUUUUAUCUUUUAGUAUGGCUUUUUAGUUAGAUGGGGAAAAUGUCAGGUCCUGGACUAAAGUAUGUUGAUUAGUCAUAGUAUGAAGACUACAAAAUACCACAGUGAAUAUACAAGUUCUAAUGUUCACAAGAUGGGGCCAUUCACAAAACAAGACAACUGAUCUUUAGAGAUUAGCACAUUGUACAGUACUGAGGGUGGUUCCAUAAUGCAUGUAAUGUGUAUUGAUGAAUAUAUUUUGUGUUGUCUUGAACUAAAUGACAGUUUUGAGAUCUA